This is a messenger RNA of Colletotrichum spaethianum, 2205 nucleotides long. RefSeq names its product phototropin-2. The transcript has 3 exons. The record is from RefSeq and is a predicted model, not a curated record. Lineage: Eukaryota; Fungi; Ascomycota; Sordariomycetes; Glomerellales; Glomerellaceae. The coding region runs from base 1 to 2205 and encodes 734 amino acids. Gene Ontology annotation, cellular component: nucleus.
AUGGCCGGCUUCAACUCUCUCAGUGUUACAUCUCUCCGCAACCAGCAGCAGCAGCAGGGAGCAAUGGAUGCGGAUGAUGGCGGAGCUGAUAUUCCUGACAUUCCCUUCAAGCGUCCUGUAAAUCAGGCACUCAACCCGUCACGAUUCCAGGAAGCUUGGGAAGAUGACGACAAGAACUGGGCCACACAUCAAAGGCCUAUCAACCCCAACUCCAUAGCCCACAAGCACGACAAAAUGGGAAGAGUCAAGUCUCCUGAGCCCAUCCACAUCCAGCAGAGGCAUACGUCCUCGAGCCCGCCGAGAAGUCCUCGUACCCGAUCUUCAAGGUCAAGAGCCAAUUCGACCACGUCAUCGUAUCAAACGAACAACACCUCACUCCCGCCUCUGCAGACCAAGGGCGCGGGUGAUGACGAGAUCCUCGAGCCAUUGGCCGAGGAAGAGAUUGAACCAGGCUCCUUCGACCUCGUGGUACCUUCACAUGGCGACAGCGGACAGUACUCGUUGGAGGCUCGGUCCGAACUCCUCUUCUCGAAGGACCACCUUAAGGCCAUUUUCAAAAACCAUAUCCUCCUUCAGCGGUUUACCGAUUUCCUCCACUCCUCCCGCCCUGACACGCUGCCCCUCCUGACGUACUACCUUGACUGUUUAAAGGCACUACGUGCCAUCGCCUACGCAAACGCCAUUACAAAUGGCUUAGAUGCUUUGCCAGAGCAUGAGUUCUCAUCGGCGAGCACUGACCGCACAAUCAACACCUCGCUGGAGAAGAAAGCAGAGGCUGCUUUCGACAUCCUUGUACAAGAAGACCUCCCCGCUUACAUUACAUACAUGUGGAUCCAGACAGUUAGUAUGUCGAUCAAGCGGCGUAUUACUGGAACACUUCCCGUCCAGCUCAGAGAGAUGUCGGAAGGAUUGGCGGAAGUUUUCUGUUUAACGGAUCCGUCAAGGCAUGACAACCCCAUUGUCAUGGCGUCUGAGGAAUUCCACCGAACAACACAGUAUGGAAUGAACUAUGUCAUCGGCCGCAACUGUCGUUUCCUCCAAGGUCCAAAGACAAAUCCUUACAGCGUGAAGCGACUACGCGAGAAGUGCCUGGCCGGGAAGGAGCAUUACGAAACGUUCCUCAACUACCGCCGAGACGGCUCGCCUUUCAUGAACCUCCUCAUGGUGGCACCACUAUACGAUAGCCGCGGCACAGUCCGCUACUUCAUUGGUGCCCAAGUGGACGUCUCAGGUCUCGCCAAGGAGAGCUCCGACCUUGAAGCUCUACAAAGUCUGGUCGUCGAGAGAGAGGCUGCAGCCGCCGCCAGCAAUGGGCAGAACAAGUACGAGGACGAAGAGGAAGAGAAGGACGAGUUCCAGGAGCUUAGCGAGAUGUUUAACAUGGCCGAGCUUGAGACUGUUCGCAGGCGAGGCGGGAACAUGCACCGUGUGCCACAGAACGAGAACCAAGCCGCAACAUCGAAGAACUGGCACAAGCCUCGCAUCCUCAUCCAGGACGAAUCCUCCUCCAUUCACCAAUCCAAUCCCGCAAUACCCCUGACGAGCGGCAAGCUCUCGGGCGUGUAUGAACACUACCUCCUUGUUCGCCCUUACCCCAGUCUUCGCAUCCUUUUCGCCUCACCGUCCCUCCGGCUACCGGGCAUUCUCCAGUCAAAUUUCAUGGACCGUAUAGGCGGCUCCAACCGCGUGCGCGAGGGCCUCUCGCACGCUUUCGCCGACGGCCAUGGCGUCACGGCCAAAGUCCGCUGGAUUAGCAAGUCCAGCAGCGAGGGUCGCAUACGCUGGAUCCACUGCACUCCCCUCCUGGGCAGCAACGGUGCCGUAGGUGUGUGGAUGGUCAUCCUCGUUGACGACGAGACCGAGGCCGGCGUCAAGAGCCGCAAAGAAGCGCCCCCCGUUGAAGGUCGUUUGCGCAGACCCGUCUCGGGUCAGCAACAGCCGCGCCCAUCGGUCGACGACAAGAUGAGCCUCGCAGGCUUCGCCGCCAUGAACCGGGCGCGCGACGAGGUCGACGGAUCCGCCGUCGACUUUGACACAGACGGACUUGAACGUCCCCCGAGUCGUGCGAGUCGAGUGAGCCUAUCAAGCAAGCUAAGCCGGGGGCCCGUCAGUGCGUCACGUCGACCCGUGACCCCUCGCAGUUUCGACGACCUAGACGGAGGGCUCUCUCGGAGUCCGUACACGGUAAGGCUGGAGGAUGAAUAA